Colletotrichum aenigma is the source of this 267-nucleotide messenger RNA. It is a transcript of the gene idnO, whose product is annotated as 5-keto-D-gluconate 5-reductase. Bases 1 to 267 code for a protein of 88 amino acids. Lineage: Eukaryota; Fungi; Ascomycota; Sordariomycetes; Glomerellales; Glomerellaceae. The record is from RefSeq and is a predicted model, not a curated record. The transcript has 2 exons.
AUGGCGGCCGAGUUCGCAAACUUCUACAUUCGUAUCAACGCCAUGUCUCCUGGGAUUGUGCCCUCAGGAAUGACUCCCGACGACGGCACUUCCAAUCUGCGCUUAGCAGGCGAGACUCCGGCCAAGCGGGCAGGAAACGAAGAGGACAUGGUCGGGUGCGCGCUUUGGCUAAUGCGCAAGGCAGGUGCUUUCAUGGACGGAAAGGUAGUUCGAGUUGAAGGCGGAAGGUUGCUUAUUCUUAAAGGCGUCACUUCCAACUCAGAUUAA